AUGUGGCUAGCACGGGACCUGAGGCUGCGGCGAUGCUGGCAACGAGGCUUCGUACCGGCCGCCCUGCUCAUGCGCGUGCAUCCGCAGCAAGUUCCCGAGGGGACCACCCUGGAUGAGUACGCCGUGGUGGCCAGGACGCCUGCCACCCUGGCAGAGCUGGGCGAGGGCGCCUGCCCCGUCUGCCUGGGCAAGUACCUCCGCACCGACGCCAGCCUGGUGCUGGGGUGCAGGCACUCCCUGUGCACGGCCUGCCUGCACAGGAUCCUGCUCACGCAGCGGCUGGAGGCGCGGUGCCCCCUGUGCCGCCACGCCCUUGUCGAGCGAGGCCAUGCGGCCGGGGUCGCGACGGGAGGCAAGCCCGGCCAUGCGGGAGCCAAGGGCGGGGAGGCGGCGACCACGCAGCUGACCGUUGUGCCACCGGCGUAG
Auxenochlorella protothecoides is the source of this 426-nucleotide messenger RNA. RefSeq lists its product as hypothetical. NCBI's taxonomy places the organism in Eukaryota, Viridiplantae, Chlorophyta, Trebouxiophyceae, Chlorellales, Chlorellaceae. The coding region runs from base 1 to 426 and encodes 141 amino acids. The transcript has 2 exons. The record is from RefSeq and is a predicted model, not a curated record.